GAUUCAAGCUCUUUGUCCAUACCUCAAGAAUAGGUUUUAGUAACUGAAGGAGACAGUGAACGUCAAUUACGUCCGGUGUCUCCGUUGAAAACACAGGUAUCUCCGCUACUCUUGAGAAAGGGAAAUAGGUGGCACAAUAAUGGCUAAAAAAAUUUACGACUUCGAGGCCAAACUCUUAACGGGAGAAACGUUUAAUUUCUCCACACUGCAGGGCAAAGUUGUCCUCAUUGUGAAUGUGGCGUCUCUCUGAGGUACGACCACCAGGGAUUACACCCAGAUGAACGAGCUCCACGAGCGGUACGCCGGCAAGGGGCUCGUGAUUCUGGGAGUGCCCUGCAAUCAGUUCGGCCAUCAGGAGAACUGCAAGAACGAAGAAAUCCUCUUGUCUCUGAAGUAUGUCCGUCCUGGAAACGGCUUUGAGCCAAAGUUUCAGCUCCUGGAGAAAGUGGAUGUGAACGGGAAGAAUACCCAUCCCCUGUUCGCGUUCCUGAAGCAAAGUCUCCCAUCCCCCAGUGAUGAGCCACACACUUUUUUGAACGACCCAACGUUGAUCAUCUGGAGCCCGGUCUGCAGGAACGACGUGGCCUGGAACUUUGAGAAGUUCCUUAUCGGGUCAGACGGAGUGCCGUUCAAGCGUUACAGCAGGAGGUUCCUCACCAGUGACAUCGACGGAGACAUCCAGAAGCUCCUCAACCAGGCAAACUAAUCCAAAACGUUGUCCGACCAUCAUACAGCUUCCACAGCACUACGCCAGUGUGUGUGCGUGUCCAUGAAUACUCCUCAGCUUCAGUAGAUGGUGUGUGACACUUUUCACAACCACCUGUGCUCUCUUGUACACGAUGACUGUGUUCUGUUCUUUUACUAAAUGAAGGCAUCCUCUGAAACCAAGCUAGUUGUGAGGGGGGUAUCUGAUGAAAUGUAAAAGGCUUAACGUUUCAGCUCCAUUGAGUGCAUGUAAAGCACAGCUGUGGUUUGAUGUGUUAAGUGGACCAAUAAAUGUUUUUUUUUCAAAGCUUC
Molecule: messenger RNA, 1017 nt
Organism: Thunnus maccoyii (southern bluefin tuna)
Lineage: Eukaryota; Metazoa; Chordata; Actinopteri; Scombriformes; Scombridae
Gene: gpx1b
Product: glutathione peroxidase 1b
Exons: 2
Biological process (GO): hydrogen peroxide catabolic process; response to hydrogen peroxide; glutathione metabolic process
Cellular component (GO): cytosol; mitochondrion
Molecular function (GO): glutathione peroxidase activity
Source: RefSeq, a predicted model, not a curated record